AGAGGUACUCACUCCCUAACAUUUUCCUCACUUUCUUGCCCACCUCCCCCAGCAACACAUUUUCCCGGAAAAAACGAAGAAAGAAAAAAGAAAUGCUAGAAAACACCCCGAAAAUUUCUCCCUCACCAACCACUCCGCCUCCUUUGUUCACUCUUCUUACCACCCUGACUUAAAAACAACACCCAAUUUCUUAAAGAACGCUUCAAAUUCACAGUGAAUUUUAUAAAUAGGAAAAAGAUAAUAAUAAAGGGACGUGAGAAGGAUUCGAUGGGUUCGUCUCUAUCGAACCUAACGGAAGGACUCAAUGGGACGGCGAUGGGACCGGGAUUGGGGGAUAUACCGGAGAGCUGCGUGGCGUGCGUUUUCACGUACUUGACUCCGCCGGAGAUUUGCAAUCUGGCGAGGUUGAAUCGUGCGUUUAGAGGGGCGGCGUCGUCGGAUUCAGUUUGGGAAAAAAAGCUACCGGGCAAUUACCAAGAUCUGCUGGAUUUGAUGCCACCUGAAAGGUACCAGAAUUUGUCCAAAAAAGACAUUUUUGCCCUUCUCUCUCGCCCGAUACCUUUUGAUGAUGGAAAUAAGGAAGUAUGGCUGGACAGAGUGACGGGGAGGGUAUGCAUGGCAAUAUCUGCGAAAGGGAUGGCGAUAACCGGAAUUGAUGAUCGGAGAUAUUGGAAUUGGGUUUCUACUGAAGAAUCUAGAUUCCAUAUUGUGGCAUAUUUGCAGCAAAUAUGGUGGUUUGAAGUAGAUGGAGUAGUAAAGUUCCCUCUUCCGGCUGAUAUCUAUACUCUUUCACUCAGGCUUCACCUUGGAAGAUUUUCCAAAAGGUUGGGAAGACGGGUGUCUAGUUUUGAGCAUACUCACGGUUGGGACUUAAGGCCUGUAAAAUUUGAGUUGUCUACUGCUGAUGGUCAGCUAGCGUCAUGUGAGCACUGUUUAGAUGAUAACGAACAAGAUUAUGAAUAUGGAAACCUUAAGCGUGGAUGCUGGAUAGAGUACAAGGUAGGGCAAUUUAUUGUCAGUGAUUCAGAACCAGCAACUGAAGUCAGAUUUUCCAUGAAACAGAUAGAUUGCACACAUUCUAAAGGAGGGCUUUGUGUAGAUUCUGUAUUUAUUAUCCCCACUGAUCUAAGAGAGCGUAAAAGAAGAGGGGUUUUGAAAUAACCAGAAACACACCAGAGUUGCUUGUUAUCAUCAAUGAUCCCUGGAAAUUCCAUGUGGGGUUUCACGUACAGCUUAUACUUCUAAAGGCUUUUGUUCUUUUAGAGGAUAUCAUCUUAUUUGGUUUUUGGAGUAGGUAUGUGUCCUCUAUGGUUAUGUAAGUUUCACUACCAUGUAUUUGAUCCAGUUUUGUUUCCUUUUACACUUUUGCAGAUAAAAUUAAUUAAGAGGUUAUGCUUUGUUUAUCAUCUUGUUUUCACCAGGUGCUUUCUGUUAAAAAAUUUUCAUAACUUAGUUGUGAUGCAAAUGAGGUACAGUUCUUUCUUAAGUCU
Molecule: messenger RNA, 1490 nt
Organism: Theobroma cacao (cacao)
Lineage: Eukaryota; Viridiplantae; Streptophyta; Magnoliopsida; Malvales; Malvaceae
Gene: PP2-A15
Product: phloem protein 2-A15
Molecular function (GO): protein binding
Source: RefSeq, a predicted model, not a curated record